Molecule: messenger RNA, 1472 nt
Organism: Dendrobium catenatum
Lineage: Eukaryota; Viridiplantae; Streptophyta; Magnoliopsida; Asparagales; Orchidaceae
Product: beta-1,3-galactosyltransferase 7
Exons: 10
Coding region: 289-1458 (389 amino acids)
Cellular component (GO): Golgi membrane
Molecular function (GO): beta-1,3-galactosyltransferase activity
Source: RefSeq, a predicted model, not a curated record
AUAGACGACGGAAGAAGAGUUCCCGUCCCUCCCAAAUAUCAGCUAAUCCAAUCCGCUGGACGCCAUAUGGACAGCCAUUCUGUGCCGGCCAAGAGAAUCAUCUCUUUCACGCCCGAUGUCAACAGGUGGACGAGUUCCUUCCUACUUAGCCAGUGCUCCUCCUUCAACCUGACGCUUUUGACAUUCGUCGUCUUUGUCCUCUUCGUCGUAUUGUCUCCUCCUCCAUCGUCUAGUCUGGAACAUCUUCUCUCUCAUUCCUUUUAAGGAGGAUCUGUUUUUAACCAAUCGAUGGAAACGAGAGAAGCGAGUAAAAUGCAAAAGCCAAGGGGAAUCGGCGGAGCAGAGAGGAGGGUUUCAUCGAAAUGGAUCUUUUUAUUUUGCCUUGCGAGCUUCGGGCUCGGAAUGCUGUUCACGGAUAGGCUCUGGCCGAUUCCAGAUUCGAACAGGAAGUUCUUCACGCAGCGGUGGCAGGAGCAGGAGCUUCACGCCGUCUCCGAAGAUUGUUCAACUAAAACGAAACUUGGGCACGAUAAUGAUAUAAUGGGAGAGGUAACGAAGACCCAUGAAGCCAUACGAUCUUUGGAUAAGGCAAUAUCAUCACUUGAAAUGGAGUUGGCUGCGACAAGGAGCUCUCAUGAGCUGAUGGGUCUGGACGGUUCUCCUACCAUUGCAGGAUCCCAUCGGCAAAGGAAAAAGGCUUUCGUUGUUAUUGGGAUCAAUACUGCAUUUAGCAGUAGGAAGAGGCGUGAUUCUGUCAGAGAGACUUGGAUGCCUCAAGGGGAGAAGCUUCGACGAUUAGAACGCGAAAAUGGAAUUGUGAUCCGCUUUAUGAUUGGCCACAGUGCUAUAUCAGGCAGCAUUCUAGAUAGGGCAAUCAAUUCAGAAGAAGAACAACAUAAUGACUUUCUUAGGCUGGAUCAUGUAGAAGGAUAUCAUGAAUUAUCCGCGAAGACAAAGAUAUUCUUUUCUACAGCAGUUACUCAAUGGGACGCUGAAUUUUAUGUAAAGGUUGAUGAUGAUAUCCAUGUUAACUUAGGCAUGCUGGCUGCAACUCUUGCACGCCACAGGUCCAAACCCAGGGUGUACGUUGGUUGCAUGAAGUCUGGUCCAGUCCUUUCAAAUAAGAAUGUGAAGUACCAUGAGCCCGAGUAUUGGAAGUUUGGAGAAGAAGGGAACAAAUACUUCCGCCAUGCAACUGGUCAGAUCUACGCCAUCUCAAAAGAUCUGGCAACAUUCAUUUCUAUCAACCAACCUAUAUUACACAAAUAUGCAAAUGAGGACGUAUCUCUUGGUUCUUGGUUUAUUGGGCUGGAAGUUGAGCAUAUAGAUGACAGGAACAUGUGCUGUGGAACUCCACCAGGUGCAAUUUCGUUUCCUUUGAUUUGUAAUAUGUUGUCCUUAGCAAGUACCUUUUAUAGUUUUUGUCGGAAACCUUUCAUGAUCUUCUUGAAAAUUUGAGUUGUCCAACCAUA